Cylindrotheca closterium is the source of this 483-nucleotide messenger RNA. NCBI's taxonomy places the organism in Eukaryota, Bacillariophyta, Bacillariophyceae, Bacillariales, Bacillariaceae. The record is from the annotation of a GenBank genome assembly.
AUGGCAGAGAGACCUACAGACGUGGCAUGGGACGCAGCCCACACUUCGGACUUGAAAAGAUUAGCAACUGCAAAUUCCGAAUCAGGAAGGGAGACAGCGACUCAUGUUCGAACAAGAGGAGCACCAGCAGAAGAAGAAGAGAUUGAUUCCUCAGAUGGUCGACAUGGACCACUAUUCAACAAUAAUGCCAAAAACGAUGUUGCAAACAUGAUGAUGAAUCGAGAUUUACAGUGGCCAGAUCUCGCAUUACAAGUGACAGAAAAUAUGAUGGAAAAUAUGGCGGAGAACGAAGAUCCAAAGAACUUCCAAGAAGCAUGGAAUCACCCAGAAGAUUAUCAAGAGAAAUGGGGCGUUCCGAGCAAGACUGAUGGUUGCAUGCAGAUACUCGAUUUCACGGAACACUUUGCUCCAGUUAUCAAUGACAUCACAUGGAGAAUAAUACUGGUUGCAAUGAUGAUAUGGAAGCUUGUCGAGUACCAUUAG